Megalobrama amblycephala (Wuchang bream) is the source of this 2436-nucleotide messenger RNA. RefSeq names its product MHC class I-like protein MILL1. Bases 1815 to 2333 code for a protein of 172 amino acids. Gene Ontology annotation, biological process: immune response. The transcript has 4 exons. The record is from RefSeq and is a predicted model, not a curated record. Lineage: Eukaryota; Metazoa; Chordata; Actinopteri; Cypriniformes; Xenocyprididae. Gene Ontology annotation, cellular component: external side of plasma membrane.
AAUAUUAUAGGCCUACUUAGACCUAUGUAUUGUGAAGUGACACUUUCAUAAACGUUUCUAUACUCCUCUGAUAAUAUAAUGGUAAAUAUUACAAUAUCAAAGCACAACAACAGUGAUCAGCAAUAAUGAUAAGCCUUAAUUAGAAGUUUCCACAAGUCCCUUCACUCGUUUGGGAUGAUCUCUUUUAUUCUGGACGGCAAGGGCAGUGACUGUAACAUCGAGCGUAUUUUGUAGUAUUAAACACCUAUUUAUACCGACUUCAUCUGGCUCCGAAAAUUCUUCAAAAAGAACACAAAGAAUGUCCUUCUCAGCUGCCAUAGUUGUAACUCAUGCGUCAUCAGAACAGGGUGUUCAACGCACCUCCGUUUCCGUUUAAAAACGUUGCAAAACAUCCUUAUCCCCCGGCCCAUAUCAAAUCUCUGACAGGUACCGUGAGACAACUGGACUGAAGAACCGUUAUAAAGCGAACGAAUUGCUUUUUGAAAAGAAUACCAAAACCAAAGAAGUCAAUAACUUUGAACGUAAACGAAUGUUCAGUAGUGUCAAACGCUUUAUAGAAAUCAAUGAAUAAUAUAAAAGACUCAACUGGGAUAAGGUGUCUAUAAUCAAUUAAAUCUAAAAUGAAUCUAAUAUUAUUUCCAAUAUAACAGCCUUUCAGAAAACCUGACUGCUCUUCAUCAAUUAUUUUAUUCAGAUAUUUCUUAAGUCGUUUUGCAAAGAUUUUGCAAAAAAAAAAAAAAAAAAAUAGUAUCAUUAUUUAACAAACUAAUUGGUCUCCAAUUUUCUAAGAAUAGUUUAUGUUUGUUAGGCUUGGGUAUAAGUGUAAAUACCCAUUGUUUUAGUGAUGCGGGCAUUUCUCCUAAAUCAAUUGCUUCUUUAACAGCAAGUAAAAAGGGUGCAAGAUUAAUACAAACAUUUUUAUAGAAUUCCUCUGUCAAGUCAUAAUUUCCAGGAGACUUAUUGUCUUUAAGACUAUUUAUACAAUUUGUAAUUUCCACAAUAUUUAAUUCUUUAUCACAUAAUUGUUUUGUAGUCUGAUGUAAUCUUAUUAAUACUUGUUUAUACAUUACUAAGAAAAAAAAAAUCUGCAUCAUUUAGUUGAUUAUUUGAACUAUACAAUUUACUAUAAAAUUGAUUAACCAAACAACAAAUAUCAUUGGGAUUAUCAUUAAGUCCGUUUAUUAAUUUGUUUACAGAAGUUAUUUCUCUAUUUCUUUUCUUCUAAACCAAAAAAGUAUUUAGUAUUUUUUUUCUCCUGCUUCCAUCCAUUUUUAUCUAGACCUAAUAAAAGCACCCCUAGCUUUCUCUUCAUAAAUAUUAUCCAGUUCAUUCUGCAAUGUAGCUUUAACAAUACAGUGCUUGACAUAUUUUGGUUAUUUCUAAGUGAAGUAUAUUAUUUCAUUAAUUAUUAUUUUGUUUUCAUUUUCUUUUUUCUUUUUCUUAAUGGAGUAUUUUUCUGAAUAUGGUCUAUGUUGAAUGUGUCUCUUUUUAUCUGUUGGCCAAUAGCGUUACUGCUCGCCUUAUGACAAACCUUCACGACCAAUAAAGAUGUUUCUGUCAGUCUGAGAUUCAGAAAUAAAGUGUUGGACUCUUUCAGUUCAUCAGUGAAUCACUGUAGAGCUCGUCUGGAAUAUGAAUGACAAACAUGUUUCACACGAUCUCGUUUAAAAACAUCUUCUUUAUAGCAUUAGUCUGGAUUAUUUCUCACUCUUGUCUAAGUGAUGCGCAUCAAGAGAGACAUUACCUCCGAUACAUGUUUACAGCCCUGACCAAAGCAGACACAUUCCCAGAGUUCAGUGCUAAGGCAGAGUCUGAUGACAAACAGAUCGCUUACUACAGUAAUGAAAAAAAGAGCCUGGGUAAGAAAGAAUCUGACUGACUGGACCGAAGCUCCAGAACCACCUGAUUCUAGAGAAAAGUUCCUAAAUCUGCUGCACUCUCUGUCAAAGUCCACAACUGGGGAUGAUCAUGUUCUUCAGAGAACAGUUGGCUGUAAACUGGAGAAACAUCCUAAUGGAACAGUGAAAAGUCUGGUGACCUUUGAUAAAUAUGGAUUUGAUGGAGAGGAUUUGAUUACCUUUAAUCCUGACACUAUGAAAUGGAUUGUUGAUGCCAAAGAAACAAAAAAGGAAUGGGAUCAUCAAAUUAGACGCAACAAACCCAUCAAGUAUUUCCGCAAGACCUGCACUGACUGGAUCCUCACAUUUAACAACACAAUAAAGAUUAAACCAGAUGUCUUUGUGAGGAAAGCUGCUGCUGAUGAUGAAAGUAAGAUAGGUUCUGACGUGUCUGGCCACUGGUUUCUACCCCAGAGAUGUUCAGAUGAACAUUAGAUUGAACAGAAACUGUUCUUGAGAACCAAACAUCUUCUGGAAUCAGACCAAAUGGUGAUGAAGCCUUUCAGAUGAGAAUCAGUGUGAAGAUCGACAGAAACCA